Messenger RNA from Caenorhabditis elegans, 2948 nucleotides. RefSeq names its product Leucine Rich Repeat family protein (gene Y55F3C.9). NCBI's taxonomy places the organism in Eukaryota, Metazoa, Nematoda, Chromadorea, Rhabditida, Rhabditidae. The coding region runs from base 789 to 2909 and encodes 706 amino acids. The record is from RefSeq and is marked reviewed. The transcript is spliced from 11 exons.
AUUGCACACGUUUUUGAUUAAAAUUGCUUUAAAUAUUUUUCUCAGUUUUUUUCAAACAGUUCUAUUUAUUAUACUUGAUCAUAUUGUGAAAACUAUGAAGCUUAGAAGUAAUGUAAAACCAUUCCUACGAUGCUCAAAUGCCUGAGUAUCAUUUUAAAAAAUUUCAAAAAAAUUAAAUUGUUUCUAUUUCGAGUCUAAAAGAGGCAAUGACUAAGUUUGCACUAGGGGUGUGCGCCAAAUUUUGAAAUUUGCCGCACAUUAAAAAAUUUUAAUAAAAAUUUUUCUCAAAACAUUCGGUUUUGAUCAUAAACUUAAUGCAAGAAAACAUAUGUUUCAUUCAUGUUUUACAAAAAAUCGAACGAAAACCAGUGAACUUAGUUUUUUUCUAUUAAUUUUGGCACUUUGUGAACUCCAAAAAUUAAAAAAUUAUGCGAUUUACCGAGUAGGACGACUACUGCAAAUUUCAAAAUAUGCCGCACAUCGUGUUAAAAUAAGAAUAUUUUGAGCAUAAUUAAAACAUAAAAAGUUCCAAAAAAAAUUAGUGAAAACUUGAUUUUCACCACUUUUUGGCUCGAAACAAAAUUUCCAAAUAUUUUUUUUUUUCAAAAUUUUUAUCAUUCUAUUUGCUUUUUUUAGCUCUAUAAAAAUGAUUUUUACUGAUUUCCCCACUGGCUCAACUCUAUAGAACUCUAUAGAACACAAAUUAUUUUCAGAAUGUUAAAAAAUAUAAUCGAUUACAAAAGUUUCGAAUUAGAAAUAGUCGUCAUCUUCCUAUUUUCUCAUGCAAUAUGUGCUGCAGGAUUUUUAUUCCCAAUUAUUAUUCACUCAAACAAGAAAGAAUCUGCCCAUCUUCAUCCUAUAAAAAUCAGUUAUCUCAAAGAUACUGGUAUAAUUGUAGUCAUCGGAAUUGUAGUUAUUACCACAAUUUUUAUGUGACAAAAUGCUUUAAUUUCUGUGCACAAAGAGAGUACGUUCCUCGUCUGAUAUUCAAUAGAAUUUCCAUUUUAAUAUGGGGGUCUUUGUGGAUAUUUUAUCCACUGAUUCACAGUGACAAGAUGUUGUUAAUUCAUUCCGUUUGUUUAGGCUUUAUAAUUUCGUUGUACCAUGUUUCCUUAUUCAUCGUGAUCUGUGACCUUGUUGGUUGGCUGUGCUCAAUUUUUUGCAUAUUUUUGUAUCUGACCUCCACGCUCAUUGGAUUAUUAUUUGCCACAUUUAUCCCACUCAUUGUUGUUCAUUGUACGAAAAGUGAUUCAGUUUUAUUUCACUGCGGUGGAGUUAUAAUUUUGUUGGCAGCACUUUUUAAUACGGCAAUUCCAUAUUGGAUCAGAGAACAGGAAAGGAAAGAAGGGCUUCUGUUUCACUUUGAAUCAUAUUAUAAUCGAUCCCAUCACAUGAUUGAUUCUCUUUCCAAUAUAGCCGCCGAAAGAAUUGCUAAAUAUAUGAAUAAUGGUGACUACAUCAUAAGUAAAGCAGUUGAAAGAAUGGAUGCACAAUCAUGCGAAGUUGUGUUUUCAAAUCUAUUGAAGUUAAAUCCAUCACAGUCUGGCGUUAUUGCAGAGGUUUGCAAAAAUCGUAGUCUUCAUUCAUUGAUCCUUGGGAAAAAGAAGAAAAUAUUGAAAUAUGGAAAGAAAAUUGACGUUGUUUGUUUGAUAGAUUGCAUUGUAAAUGAAAACUCACGCACGACAUUAAAAAGUCUGGAUAUCAGCAAAAGUGAGCAAAUUCUACGACAAGGAUGGCCCGAAAAGAUCGCUGAUAUGCUUCCUUCACUCACCACCUUCAUUCUAAGUGGAAAAAAACUUACUGAAAACGAAAUGACGUUACUCAUCAAAAGUUUUCCGAAUCUUUCUUGUUUGGAUAUUAGUGAUACUAAUAUUAAGAACCUUAAUGGAAUAUCCAAUUUAACGCAUUUACAAGUAUUGUCUAUGAGAAACUUGCACUUUAAUACCUGGUUUGAUAUGAUGGAUCUUUUCAAUUUGAAAAAUUUAACUUUUUUGGAUGUUUCACAUGAUCACUACAACACAGGCAUAAAAACUAUGCAGCAAUUCAUUGGCUGUGGAAAAUCUAUCGAAAAAUUGGCUUUCUUGGAUUGCACCUCAACAGAUUUGAAUGACAAUUUACUCAAUUCUUUGAUGGAAUCUCAUCCGAACCUUCAAAAAAUUACGGCACUUAAUUGCCUCGUUCAAUACUCAAAAAUCCCUGAAUUGCAAGUUCUCAACAUGGAAUCUAUUGGCUCAUCUCUCAAGUCACUGUCAUAUUUUACAAGUUUGAAACGUGAAGCGUCAGUACUCAGAUGCUUGACUCGUAUCUUAUUCCUUCUGAGACAAGCUCAUGAAAGAAAUGAAGAAUACGACUUGAUAGGUUGCAUGAUGAAAAUUAUUGAGGUUAUUGAAACAUUCCCGAGUACAUCUGCAAAUAAUUUGAGAUACAGCAUUUAUAUGGAAUGUGUGAAUUGUUUGACGGAAAUUUCCGGCAACAAAUCCCACCAAUUCCACUCACUAGAUGUCUCCUUGGUUCUUGACAUAUUUCUUAACUACAUUGACAAAAUGACUUCAGUUGAUUCAUUUUUUGGAGAGCACCCCUGCAUCCCAGUUUGGACUGCAAUUCUCAACAUGAUUGAUCUAGAUCUUCCCGGGCUGAACUAUGAUAAAAUCGGCGGGAUGGCAAUCCAAUUUCUAAUCAAAACCGCCGUUGCUCAAAACUUUUUCCAAUGCCAUGCGCUUGAUGUUUUCGUGAAGUGCACAGUAAAAUCAAGGAAUCAGAAUUUCAGUCAAUAUUUCACAGGAAUGAAUCAAAGCGCGUACCAUAUUUUCAACGUGCUGACGGGAGUUUUGAAGGGGAUAGAUAUUGAAUGGUGUCUGUCUGCUUUUCGAGUUCUCAGCAGAACUCCACUGAAAUGUAAACACAAUUGAUGUCACAUCUGAUAUAAUUCUAUUAAUUUUGAUAAAUAU